GGUAGUCAAGGCCCUCAAGGUCGCGUAUGCUAUGAGUAUUUUUGAUGGGUCAAGUACAAUAGAAAGAAUCAAAGGAACCAGCAACAAGUGUCUUUUUAUGACCCUGAACAGCCAUAAAUUUUAUCCGAAGGAAAAACUUUGUUUUCAUUUGAAUCAUGUCAAGAACGCUUACUUUAUCCAGAAGCAAUACCACAUCAUCGUCUUGGCAUAACUUUAACACCGAUUAGUAAUCAUGGAUUAGCUGGACCAACAACAUAUAACCCUCAAGUAACUUUAAGGUUUCAAUUCCUGUGGAUUAUUUAUUUAUUGAUUGAUUGAUUGAUUAUCUAUUUACUUUCCCCUACUUUUCGUGAUUAUUAUAGUCUACAGGAAUCAAUGAUUUCAGCAAAAAACCUAUGAGUUUGCGAGGAUAUACUUUAGGCGCUAGAACAGCACCAAGACUGACUUAUCAAGUUAAUAAUACGAAUGUUCCAGAUCCUGGAGCCUAUCAAAACUAUAUAAACAAGACAUUAACGGUGAAACCGAAUAAAAAGCCAUUUAAUAGUUGUGCACCAAGAAGUAAUAUUUCACCCAAUGUCACAUCUACUGUCGGGGUUGGAACAUACGAUAUAACCAGUGAAAUCGGUCGACGUGUCCAAUGGCAAAGAGAUACAAUGUUACAUCCUGUUAAUUUGCCUACAAUUGAACAAAAGAGUACAAUAUCAGUUAAUACAGAUAAACUUGCCACUACUGCAGAGCAUAAACGUUAUCAGAGGAAACUGGCAUAUUUACAACUUUAUUUCAAAUAGACAAUGAAUGAAUGAAUGAAUUCAUCAAUGUUUAUGAAGUGAAGUGUAAUGCUAAUAAAUUAUGUUUUU
Messenger RNA from Trichobilharzia regenti, 857 nucleotides. Lineage: Eukaryota; Metazoa; Platyhelminthes; Trematoda; Strigeidida; Schistosomatidae. The record is from the annotation of a GenBank genome assembly.